Messenger RNA from Limulus polyphemus (Atlantic horseshoe crab), 4878 nucleotides. RefSeq names its product ankyrin repeat, SAM and basic leucine zipper domain-containing protein 1-like (gene Gasz). The transcript has 12 exons. The record is from RefSeq and is a predicted model, not a curated record. Bases 14 to 1675 code for a protein of 553 amino acids. Gene Ontology annotation, molecular function: protein binding. Lineage: Eukaryota; Metazoa; Arthropoda; Merostomata; Xiphosura; Limulidae. Gene Ontology annotation, biological process: piRNA processing. Gene Ontology annotation, cellular component: pi-body.
UGUACCAGCAGGGAUGGAAUCUUCGGACUCUGAAUGUGACAUGAUUGUUUGUAAUGUUACUGAUGGAUCUGACUGUGAAAACAAAUCACACAAAGAAACUUCCGAUAACGUAAUUCGAAAUGCGAUGAGUGACACUGGCAAUAAAACUAAAAAAGCAGUACAUCUUAAUAGAACAUUUCCAAUAAAAACGGAUGAUACAAAUACAUCUACUGAAUAUGCAAGAAAGAGGUCUGGUUUUCAUACACGUAAUGAGUAUGUUAGUUCGAAUAGUACCUUAGAACAUAGUCAACGCAGAGACCGACAGGAACCACCUGUACAUCUGGAUAACAUGCGAAUGGCUGUUAUGCAAGGCAACCUCAAUGUUUUGAGUUCAAUACUUGGUGAAGAUAUAAAUAUUGAUACUGUAUUAAAAGCUGGUUGGACUGCACUCAUGUAUGCCUGUAGUUGUGGACAUCAUGAAAUUGUUGAGUUUCUUCUCAAGAAAAAUGCUAAUCCAAACUUUCAUAAAGAUGCUUUUACACCAUUGAUGGCUGCAUGUGCUUCCAGGAAAGAUGAAGAAGAAGAUCUGUUAAAAUGUGUUGAAUACUUGUUGGAGUAUGGGGCAGAUGCUAACAUUUGGGAAAGGCAUCAAAUGACACCACUGAUGUUUGCAGCACGUGAAGGAAGAAGUAAAAUAAUACAAAAGCUGAUUGAAUAUGGCACAGAUCUGAACAGACAAGACAAUCGAGGCUGGACGGCUUUAGCAUGGGCAGCAAACCGUGGACACGGUCUUGUUGUGAGAACACUUCUAGAUGCGAGAGCAGACCCUAAUCUUGUAAGUCUGAGCGGUCAGAAACCAGCAGAACUAGCAUUUUCACAAGGUCAUAACAUGAUUGGGGAAAUCCUGGAAAAUUUAUCAAUGAAGACCCAGAGAGAGUUAAGUGAUUCUGACAAGCAGAAACUAGAGGAAGUGGAAGGCCAAUCAAAUCCCCUUUUAACCACAACUUCAAGUUCCAGUGAAAAACAAGAUAGUAAAUACAUGAGAUUUGGAGACCUUGAAAUGUUUCUAAGCAGCUUGGAGCUCUCUGCCCUUAUUCCAGUUUUUCAUGAUCACCAGAUCAACUUUCAUGAUCUUUUGUUGAUGACUGAACAUGACCUCGAGAAGGUAGGAGUAGAUAAAUUUGGAGUUCGGAAGAAAAUUCUAGAUGCUAUCCAUGAAGUACAUGAGAAAAAAUGGGAGAAGUCCAGCCUCCCAGACUUAAAGCAGAAGAAAUACAUUAGUUGUCCAGAUGCUGUUGCUUUAAUGGCUAAUAUUGCCCAACACCUUAGUUAUAUACAAAGUACAGUGCUGUACCUACGGAAACAAAUUCAGAACCAGCCUCGGCUGUUAGAAUUAGGCCAGGAGAUAAACAAUAUUCAACAGCUGACUAAAGAAACAUAUCAAAGUAUGAAAAAUAUCCAAUCUCUUCAAGAAGAGAUAAAUUGCCUGAAAAUGCAUCUGUACAAGAUUCAGAAUAAUGUGCAGUACCUCCCUGCAGAUAUUAUUAAAGGGCAAUCUGACGAACAUCAAACCAGCCAGAACAAAUCCAAGAAAAUCAUAGUAAUUGGACUAGGCACAAUAGCUGUUGGAAUUAUGGGUAGUUUACUGUGGAAAAAUCAUGAAAAAUUACAAAUAUUGUGGACUUUCAGAAAGUAGAAAUGAGACAAUUCAACGUUUCUCAAGAAAACUUGUAGUAAACACUUUGUAAUUUUGCAAGAAACUGUUCAAUGAUAUCGGAACUAUUCACUAGUACAAGGCUCUGCUUGAGUGGAGCAUGAGUUUCUCAAAGAUACACAAUCAGAACUUAUUUUCUUUUAUUUAUUUCACUUUUUCUGUGAUGCUUCUUGUCCCCUGAUGUGACAGUGGGAAAUUUAUGGACUUACAACAUUAAUAUACGGGGUUUGAUUUCCCGUGGUGGACACAGCAGAUAGUGCCUAAUGUGUUUUACUUUAAAUAACAAACAAGUAAAUAAGUGAUGCUCCUAACGUGCACUUUUUUCAUAAUCAGUAUGAGAUGCUUUGAUUAUAAAAAGAAAGACAGAUAUCACCUGUAAUAAAGACAUUUGAACAACUUUCAAACUCCUUACACAUUCUUGAUGUGUACACUGCAACAGUAAAUUCUAUCUUCAUUUUCAUGGCAGCAUGAUGAGCUUUGGCUAAUCUAUUGGAUUAAAUACUUCUAGGAGAGAUUUGACAAGAUGUGUAAACAUCAAUGAUGAUACUCUGGUUGCUAUUAAUAAAGCUCCUAUAGGUAUUACAAUUAAGUUCAUUUGUAAAAAAAAAAAAAACUUUCACACUUGUUUGUUGAUAUUGAAUUGAUAUUGUUGAUGGUCCUGUAGAGUGGGAGUAGUUUCGAUGGAAUGUCUUUCUUUUUACUAUAGUUAGAAAUGUACUCUUGAAAUCCUUGCACUAUUUGUCUCUCUCUUCAAUUUGUAGACAAACACAUAAUAUUCUUCUUUUUCUCUCCAAUUGUCAAGUCAGUCUUUUUGGGCCAAUGUAUGAGAUACAGUACUUUGAAACCAUUAAGUAUUCCUACACCAGUGUCAGUCAGGUAGAGUCUUAUAAUAAUGUGUCACCUUGACAGUUCUGUGCAAGGAAACUCCUUAGAACUUCAAUCAGUUAAGUAGCUUGGUUAGCUUGAGUUGAGUAUGGGCCACAAUUCUCAACCCUGCUUUCAAAGAGUUUAACUUAUUGUACAUCUUAGAUAUUAAAAUUACUGUAGUUCAAGACAAUUCUAAUAGUUUCUGAAGAGCAUCACACAUUAGUAUAAAAUUUCACACUAAAUGAACAGUGGUAAUUUGAUUAUUUAGGCCUUUGUACAAACUCCUGUCCUUGGAUUACCUUUGGGAUGUAUCUGUAAAAUAGUUAUACAAAGCUGAGUAGUUUUCUCAAACAGUAGAGGCUGUCGGGAAAAGGUUUACAGAAUCUUUCAUUUCUGUGUGAAUCAGAAAUACAAGUGUGUAGAAAACUAAAGUAGUGGACUUUUCAGUUAAAAUAGCAUGUUUUGAUUUGGAUUUGAUUAUGUUGGAAAUGUAUUUUGCAUUUGUACUCUUUGAAAUGUAUUAUACAGUAAUCACAAAAAAACGUUGUACCUCAUUGUUUAUAACUUGUGAAAUAUGGCCAUGCAACAUUUCAACACUCUUCUUAGGUUAUCAUGAGGCAAAAGAAAAUAAUGAUAAUUUGGCACAUUAGAGAAUAUAAGAUUAACAUAAUGUUCUAAGUGAGAACAACGACAAUAAAAUUAACCAACAGUAUUGUUGACUAUUUACAAACAGUAUCUAUGAAGUGGAAGAAAUAAGAUUAAAUACCUUUAUUUUUUUUUCUAUAUUCUUAUAAACAUUUUAUAAUUAAAGUGGUUUAUUUUAAAACAAAUUAAGUGGGUAGGAGGAGUGUGUUAUACUUAAAACAUGGGACAUUUGUUUUAUGAAUAGACAUUCUUUGAUUCAAAGUUCAAGGUCAGAAUUACCAUUUAUAGGAAGUAUCAGUUCAACUUCAAGGCUGUUUAACUUUUGCAAAUCAUUUUCACUUACAAGGGCUAGAGAGAUAGCUAAUUCUGUUUUGCAACAUAAUAUGCACUUCUGAAUACUUUACCAGUGGUUUCUUCAUGAUAUGCCAUACUUUUAGCACUAACGUUCUCAAGUAGUUCAGUUUUAGAAGAUUAUGAAAUUUUUAUUUAGGCCUUAUAUGUCCUUACGUUUUUUCCCUAAAGAAUAUUUAAUGUAUGGAUUUUGUAUCCCCAUAGCAAAAAAUUUGAAUUAUCACCAACUACACAGAGAUUUUCAUUUCAAUAUACUUAUCUACUCUGAAUGUUUGAAUCUUAGAAAAUAUAUUGCAACUAAGUUGUCCAUUUUUGACAAUGAUCCAGUAAUUUUUUCCACAAGAAUCAAAUAUUUGACCCAAAGACCAGUACACAGGCAAAUCAAUGUUUGUAGGCCUACUAUUAUCAGAUUUGUCUUAAUUUCUAUAAGGCCUAGGUUCUUCUUUUCAGUUAGAUUUUACAUCUUGUCAACAGCUACGCUUGUAAUGGUAAGACUUAGCACAGUAUAUCACAGUUCACAUGUUUAAUUUUUUUUUAAUUGCUGUAACAGGUGAAUUUGAAAAAUAUGGUUAAAUUUUACAAUUUACUGCCUUAUUACCAGUAUUUUCAUGGUCAUUUUUAUGUCAUUUGAUGUUGUGCUGAUCAUAAGGAAUUUCCUGCACCACUCAACAUAUUUUUGAAAACAUUUUUAUUUAUACUUGCUUGGUAUAUAGAAUGGGGAAAGGGUUCUGAUUCUGAGAUGCAGCUCCAUUGAAGCACUGCUUAUCAGGCCCAGUUCUCGUAUUAGUGAAUAGUUGAUACAAUAACGGUGUUCUGGUCAAGUAUUGGGAGUUUUAGUAAACUAUUGUUGAAUAGUUUAGUGUUUUCAAUACAGUACUAGAGAGUGGUCAGUCUUCCAGCAAUGUUCUAGUGAUUUAUGUGUAUAUAGUUCUUACUGUGAUUUCUUUGAAAUGAAAUCUAGAAAAGUUCCUCUGAAAUAAAGUUUUUAGUGCCAAAGAGAAAAAAAAAAUAAUGAGAAGUGAAAAAUUCACAGUUUGAAUAAGUAAGGUUUCUGAAAAAAUAAAUACUUAUCAUUUAUAAGUCAUUAAAAUUUCACUCAACUCAAAAGAACUGUUAAAUGUUUUCUUAUGAUUAUAGCAUGAAAGUUCUAAAACUUAUUUUUAGAGUUGGUCAACAUUUAGAAAAUUGAAGUGUUCCUAGUAAUUGGAUUAUUUUAGUGUAAAAUUUUCCGUGAUGUUUAACUUUCAUAAUAAGAUAUUACUGUGGUUUUGAAUAUAAAAAAACUAAAAUAAAUAAAUGACUGGAUUGAAAUGUACAUGAAA